CGUCAGGAUACAUAAAAUACAGAAUACAAUACACGUAUUUGGUCACGGUGUUAUUUGCAAUGAUAGCACACAUAUGCUUAUGAUUUUAAACUUUUUUCGCUAUCAUUAUUAAUGUUGUCGGCCAAUAGGUAUACGUUACGCGACAAGUUUUCUAUCCGGUUCUUUAUUUCUGCAUUGUUUACAUCUCUACAUUUGGGAUUGGGACAUUAGUGUCCAGUCAGAUCCUGGUCAGAUUGUGGAAGGGGCGCGUCGACAACCUGUCAGAGUAUGUCGUUUGCAAGUUAAAGUGAAUGCGACGAUCUAUUUAUACAGUCUAUGAUUAAUUUUAACUGCUGCUCUACUUCUUUUAGACGCCUAUUGUCGAAUGCUGAUCUGCAUUAAUCAGCAUCUAUAAAGAUGGCGGCGUAAUGCAGCACUUACUAAUAGUGUAUUACAAUAUUAUGUUGAUACAAAAAUGAAGGUGUAAUAAUUUAAUUUAGAAUGACUACAGUUAAUUUAAAUAUUUUGCUACUUUUUCUUGUUUUUUCAAUGAACGCAGUUCUUAGUUAUAAGUCCAUGCACGUGGAAAGUGGAGAAUUAUGUUCACCUAUUACAAAACGAAAAAUUAAACUUGGUAAACAUGAGGAUUCUGCUUUGCUUGUAUCACAAAAAAGAUUGGAUGAUCACUCUUUAAAAUGGAAAGUUGAUUUUAAAUGUACAUUUGAAAUAGAUGUGUCAUCCCAUAGUGAUGGUGUUUUUGCUGUGAUACAGAAACUUAUUUUACGAAAGAAUGAAACUACCAAUGAAUGUAUAGAUUACAUUCAGUUUAAAAGAGAUGAUGGUUCUAAUAUUUCAAGACAUUGUGGAUAUUUAAAUGCAGAAUUAAGUAUGGGCAAACAUUUUGCUCCAUAUCCAUUUUCAAGUGACCUUGCACCAACAGGAAAUUCCUAUAUUGAUCCGAAGGGAAAGUUAAUUGCUACAAUUUUUGUUUCAAGGGAGCCCUUGUUGGAGGGAGAAGAAACAGAUUUUUUGCUUGUUUUUACUUCUUAUAAAAGUUGCAUGUGGAAUAAACAAGAUUACCUUCCUUGUCUUCCUCAUCAAACAGAUAAAUGCAUUUAUGUUGGAUUUUUCCAUGAUGGUUACGUGAAUUGUCCGUAUCCUGGAUGCGUAGAUGAAAAUGAAUGUUCUCCUGAGAAUCGCUCAGUGCUUAUAAGCGGGCCAGUUCCUACUUCUGUGGGAUCACAGUCGGGACCAUAUGCUACUUCAACUGCUCUUUCUACUGAAGAAAAUAAGGAUUUGCCUCCGUCAUAUGAAAGCUUAUUUCCAGAUAGAUAAAGGAGAAAAAGUAAUUCCGCCUACCUAGAGCUUAGCAGAAUUUGUCAAAAUGCAUAAUUUAAUUCUUAACAGGCAACCGCGGGUAUAUAAAAAUGGGCAUUUGAAGUGAUAUCAAGUUUUUGUAAUACCCUAAAAGUUGGAAUAGUAGGGAUUAUUUAAAUAUUGAUUAAAGGUGUUAUAUUCAUUAAAAAAAUGUUUUUUGUGAGAUAGUUUGAACUCCUUAGAUCGCAUACUUUAUCCUUUAAUGUUUACUCCAGACAUUUGCUAAAUUCACAAUUAUUAGUAAGGUUGUGUAUUUUAGCAUAUCAUGAUAUUACAUUUUGUUGUCGUUUGUAGCCUAUCGCAAAAUUGGAUCUCUGUCUCUGUAGAUUAAUGCAUAUACCUCUUUAACUAUUAAACUUAACAGAGCAGAGACUCUUUUGCUUUCUGUUUCAAUGUUCUCAAUAUGCUGCUAAAAUCUUGUAUUGGAUCGAUUAAAGCCAUACCUCUUCAUAUUUUACAAAACGUUUCAUGGUCUUUUUCCGCAUUCCCUGCCUUUUUUAUUUCUCUUUUAAGAUUAGCUGUUUAAAACUUGCGACCAAAGUUAAGUUUGAAAUAAAUAAUAUAAAGUUAGAUGAGUUUAUUACGAUCAUGAAAUAUUAACAAAUUUAUGUUUUAUUUUAUUCAUUUUGAUCAUUGAAUGGCAUUAAACAACGCAUCAGACCUGUGAAUGUUAGUGAAAUGAGUUCAGAAGCCGAAUGAAACAAAAUUUUUAUUAUUCAACAAUUCCUUCCAACGAUGGCCAGUCCAAUGCAAUGUUGCAAAUACAAGUAUACAAGUAAAAGGCGUAUUAAAUACAGGUAAAUGUAUACAUAUAUCAACUAUAGUUUACUUAUAUUAAAAUUGUAAUUUAAACAACAACUUUCAGCAAUGUGGUAUAAUAACGUGAUGGCUUUUGUUACUCAUACACACACACAAUAUCAGUUUUACAUGAAGAACAUUAAAUAGCUACAUGCUAAACGCUGAACAGUAUUUAAAUUGCAUAAAAAUACAUUGAUUUACUAUACUUCAAUAUAUAUACAAUUGCAAUUGAAUUCAAACUACCUAAAAAACAGGUUUUUAUGAAUUUUUCAUCUUUAAUCAUUAGUUAAACAAUCCCUACUAUCUUAUUUAUUAUAGUAUUUCGAA
Messenger RNA from Agrilus planipennis (emerald ash borer), 2481 nucleotides. RefSeq lists its product as uncharacterized. Lineage: Eukaryota; Metazoa; Arthropoda; Insecta; Coleoptera; Buprestidae. The record is from RefSeq and is a predicted model, not a curated record. The coding region runs from base 481 to 1314 and encodes 277 amino acids. The transcript is spliced from 4 exons.